CGUAAAUUGAAAGAAAGGAGAUCCUCUCUCCUCUUGCUCGAUUUUCUGAUCUCUUCUGUUUUUCUUUUAUGAAUUGUUUACUUGCUCGUUCCGAUCCAAGUAUUUGUUUUUGUUUGUUUCAUCGUGAAAUCAUCUGGGAAAUUGCGUUUAAAUCCAUGAGCAUGUUUCACACCUGCCUUUUGAAAUUGCUUCUAAUUAAUUGAUUUAUCAUUCACAAUUUUUGUUUUGUUAUUUGUUUGACAGAUCGAUCCAUAAUGGCACCCAAAAAGACACAACUUGAGCUUCAAGCGUCAUCUAAGAAGAGAACCAAGAAUUCAGAUGAAGAUGAUGAGCCUGUCUUGAAUGUCAAUUCAAAGAAACGGCUUGCUCCUCAAAAAACACUAAACAAGCUGAUAAACAAAACGGCACUUGAACCUGAAGCGUCAUCUGUGAUGAAGAAUUUACCCGAAGAUGACCAUGAUCACAAGACCGUCUUGAAUGUCGUCGACUCAAAUAAGCUUAAAACAGAUGAUGGAAACAAAGGAAUUGAAACAAGCAAAACACCACUUAAAUCUGAAGAUGAUGAACCUUGGAAUCCUAGUAAGCCCUUACCUGAAGGCUUUGUACCUUGGCUUGAGCAUGAUCAUGAUAAGUGUAUUGCAGAACAAUUGGGAAUCGACCUUGAUGCUCCGAUACCAGCGGAGUAUGCCGAUUAUUUUUACAAUCAGGCUACUCCUUCCCCAGAAGGAUCAUUCAAUUUACAUUAUUCAGAUUCAGAAUUAGCCAAAAUCGAUCCACUCGAUUUCCCUCGGGAACCUACUCCACCUAUGGAAUUUCGAUUUGCAUCUCGUAACCCUCCAUCAUCUCCUUCUGAUGGAGAUCUUGGGUCUGAUGAUGACUCAGAUGGUCUAGGGGGCCCGAUAACAAGAUCCAAGACAAAGAAAAGGGAAGAAGCAUUGUACGAUAAACUGCUUGAACUCGAGUGCUCUGAUGCAAAAACUGCCAAAUGGCUCAAAAGGAUUAAUGACGAUGAGGCCAGAUGGUCUAGGGAGGCCGAUAACAAGAUCCAAGACAAAGAAAAGGGAAGAAGCAUACAAAAAACAGCUUGAACUCGAGUCCUGCCCUGAUGCAAAAAUUGCCCAACGGCUCAAAAGGAUUGAUGACGAUGAGGCCAGGUGGAAACCAACUAGUUGAUUUUAGCACUUCAUUUGCUCAAGACUUUAUUUCUAAUUUCCAGUCUAGUUAAUUUUGUGAUAACUUAUGCGACGCACCAGACAUAUGUUUAUGUAUUAUUGUAAAAUGUCUAACAUAUAUUGCAGUUAAGUUAGUCUUAAAAAAUGUGUGUAUCAUUGAAGUGAAAUGGAGAUUAGAUCUCUAUUUCCCCCCAAGAAAAUUGUUCUUUUAAUUAAUGUAACUAAUUCUAGAAGUGUUUGCAUUUAUAUCAUUAAUCACUCCAAAACUAUA
Molecule: messenger RNA, 1443 nt
Organism: Medicago truncatula (barrel medic)
Lineage: Eukaryota; Viridiplantae; Streptophyta; Magnoliopsida; Fabales; Fabaceae
Exons: 6
Coding region: 255-1088 (277 amino acids)
Source: RefSeq, a predicted model, not a curated record